CAGUAACUUGUAUAAAUACCCAAAGCCCUCCAUCAGAGCUCUCACCCAACCAAUUCCAACGAUUUCUUGAAUUCGUUUGAUCACAAAAACACCUCCUCCUCCAUUUCCAUCGCAUCUUUUCAUCUUUUAAGUUUUCUUUGAUCUAAAUAUUCAACUGGACUUGAUGGCUGACCCAAAUAGACCUGGUCACCCACCUGCACCGGCUCAUGGCAGAUAUCCACCUCCACCUCCACCUGUACCGGCUUAUGGCAGUGUGUACCCACCUGCACCUCUUUAUGGUGGCGGAUACCCACCUGCUCAUGGUUAUGGUGAUUACCCACCUGCGCCGGCUUAUGGCGGAUAUCCACCUCCACCUGCACCGGCUUAUGGCAGUGUGUACCUACCUGCACCUCUUUAUGGCGGUGGAUAUCCACCUGCUCAUGCUUAUGGUGGAUACCCACCUGCUCAUGCUUAUGGUGGGUACCCACCUGCGCGGGCUUAUGGUGGGUAUCAGAAUCGUCCUAUCAUUCCUGGAAUUGCGGCGGCGGCUGGAAUUGCGGCGGCUGGGAUCGGGGCUGCAAUCACUGAUAAUUUGUUUGAUUUUCACCAUCACCAUCACCAUCAUUUGUUUGCUAAUGGUGAUAGUGAUAGUUAUGGUGAUGGUGAUGGUGAUGGUGAUGGUGAUGGUGACGAUUUCUGAAUCUAGUCCUAGGGUUGUUUUAUGCUUCGGAUUCAGAAAGUGGAAAGGGUGUGAUAUUUUAUAUAUGUUUCAUGCUUAAAACAAAAAGGGUUUGUUUUUAUGUUUCGAUAGUAUGAAUGUCUUUCUUAUGAUUGUAUCGGUUUGGACGGAGACAGAGGAGAAGGAAAUAUGGUCACUUCCCUCUUUACUGUUCCCCAUCUAAAACCUACAUAUUAGGUCUAGAAGUUCAAACUUUGUAUUUUCUUUUCAAAAGUAUGUAAUUUGAUUGUUGGUUAUGAAUAUAGAAGUAUGGUUUUGUGUUUG
Messenger RNA from Quercus lobata, 982 nucleotides. RefSeq names its product formin-2-like. The transcript has a single exon. The record is from RefSeq and is a predicted model, not a curated record. Bases 164 to 679 code for a protein of 171 amino acids. Lineage: Eukaryota; Viridiplantae; Streptophyta; Magnoliopsida; Fagales; Fagaceae.